Arabidopsis lyrata subsp. lyrata is the source of this 1749-nucleotide messenger RNA. RefSeq lists its product as uncharacterized. The transcript has 2 exons. The record is from RefSeq and is a predicted model, not a curated record. Bases 118 to 1749 code for a protein of 543 amino acids. Lineage: Eukaryota; Viridiplantae; Streptophyta; Magnoliopsida; Brassicales; Brassicaceae.
UUAGUACUGUCAAUGUUUCUGCUUGGGUUUAGUAGUGCCAUGUCUCUUAGGGUUUAGUAUCCUAUAACUUUGUAUUCAGUUUUUUCAUACACACUCUGCUUCCUGUUUUGAGCUUCAAUGUUUGUUCUUUUUAUAUUUUCAGGUGUUCUCCCUGAAAGAAUUUUUGCUGUUGAUUGCUAUCCUUCUCAUGCAGUUCGUAUCAAUUCUUAUUCAAAACCUAAGUACCUGGUUGAUAUUUUGAAUGUUCUGCAUGGUAUGCCAGAGUUGGAGACUCUGUUGUCCUCCCCUCUUGGUGCCCUCUUCUCUCUGCCUGUUCGUCAAUGUUCUUUUUCUGGCCAACUGGUUCAUCAGAUGCUCUGUAGACAGUUGCAUACAACCAAUGCUGCGGAAAUGUGGUUUGUUUUUGGGGGUCAGCCGUUGAGAUUUUCGCUAAAGGAAUUUCAUGAUGCCACUGGGUUGUCUUGUUGUGAUUUCCCUCCACAGUCAGAACUUGAGCCUGCAACAACUCAUGCUGAUGGUUCUUCACCUUACUGGUAUCAAUUAAUUGGAGGUACUCCUGGUGCUGUGACAGUUAAGGAACUUCUUGCCCGUCUUAAACAGGAGCCUACUAUGGCCAGUUGGCGUAAAUUCAGGAUUUGUCUGGUUGUUAUUGUAGAAGGUAUUUUACUUUGUCGCUCUCAACCAGUUAAAGCAUCUGUUGAAGUUGUUGAAAUGGUGAAAGACAUUAAUUUCUUUCUUAAAUAUCCUUGGGGAAGACACUCCUUUCACCGAAUUCUGCGUACUGCCAAAGUUGGUUCUUAUAUUCUCGACACUGCCUCCCUUGUAGCCAAGCUUAGACAAUCCUCUGUUGCAAUACAUGGUUUUCCUCUUGCAAUUCAGCUUUUUGCUUUCAAGUAUAUCCCGUUGCUGCUUAAGUACUUGCCUCAUGCUGGAGAAGAGUUUAAUUUCCUUGACCAAGUCAUUCCUCGUCUUCCUAAGUGCAAGUCAUACCAUUCAUCAAACAUUCUGCAUGUAGAAUAUUCACGACAACUUUUUGUUUUGCCUCCAGCAUCAGGUGAUGCUGCAUUUCUCGCGUCUCCGCAUUGCGACCCAAAGGUUAAACAGUUAGAGGGCCUUAUUGCAUCAACUUUUAACUUCGAUAAAUCUAUUUGGCCUGGUGGUGAUAGCUCUCUACCAUCCCUAAGGUCUUCCCGAAAGCGUAAAUGCAACCAUUGCCAGUCUGAUAGCUCAAGUUCUACUGAAGAGCCAGAUGCCAAAAAGGUUAUGCGUGAUCUGCGGUCUCGUUCUAAGUCGAAGGCUAAACGCUCUCAGACACUGUCUCAAAAAAAUGUCAAAUCUUUGAAAGCAUCUCUUAUUGUUGAAGUUCGCGAGCUUAUUGACAAAACUCUCCAUGAUAAUACAGUUCUGUCAGCGACUGUUAAUGUUACUUCUCCUGUUAAUCCUGCAUCUUCUUUGCCUCGGCGUGUCACACGCUCUGCUUCUACUGCCAUGUCUGUAGAAUCAGUUGCUAACUGUUCUACCGCGCGGAAAAAAAGCUCCGUUGCUUCUGCUAAACUUUCAGCUUCGGCUCACACUUUAACUGAGUCAGCCCAUAAUGCGCUCCCUUCUCCCAUUAGAAAUCCCUCUUUAUCAACUGCUUCCUCUCAAGGUUGUACUGGCUUUCGCAACUGCCCCACUGGUGCCCCUCCUAAUGUGGUAAGGAUUACCUUGGUUCUCUUUUCCAAUGCUUUUUUUAAUUGCUUGUACUAA